Molecule: messenger RNA, 1524 nt
Organism: Nicotiana tabacum (common tobacco)
Lineage: Eukaryota; Viridiplantae; Streptophyta; Magnoliopsida; Solanales; Solanaceae
Source: RefSeq, a predicted model, not a curated record
UUAAUAAUUCAAACCAUAAGGACCAUUUAAUCUCAUAUUCUAAUGUCUCAAAGGUGUUGGAAUUCAUAGAAUUCAAUCCUCCCCUAAAGUCAAUGUUAAACAAACUCUUUGGUAUCAAAAAACAGAACACGGCGGCCGAGAGGAGAAUUGAUCCUUCCCUCGGCCACCCUGGUCGGCCUAAGUCCGCCUUAUUCUCCGAGCUAGAACGGUCUAAUCUUUCUCUCGGUCGUCAUGGUCCGUCUAAAUUCACCUCGUUCUCCAUGCCGAAACGGUCUAAUCCUCCUUUCAACCACCAUAGUCCCCCUAAGUCCGCCUCGUUCUCUGUGCUAAAACGGUCUAAUCCUUCUCUCCGCCGCCGUGGUCCGUCUAAAUCCAUCUCGUUCUCCGUGCUGGAACUGUCUAAUCCUCCUCUCGGCUGCCAUGGUCCCUGUAAGUCCGCCACGUUCUCCGUGCUGGAACGGCCUAAUCCUCCUCUCGGCCGCCAUGAUCCGCCUGAAUCCGUCUCGUUCUCCGUGCUGGAACGGUCGGAGAUCCUAUCAUCUGUCUUGAAAAUCAUACAUGCAGGUGGGAUUGUUGAAUAUUACUACAUGGCAACUCCAGCAGCUAGGAUUCUUGAAAAAUACCCUUCUUUCAUUCUAGCCAGACCUGAUGUUUUCAGAAAGCCAUGGGAUUCAGUAGUCCACAAAGAUGAAAUCCUCAUCCCUGGCCAAAAAUACUAUGUUGUCCCACAACGUACCAUGAAAAAACUAAGGCGAAGAAUCAAGAAAUAUAGUGGGAUUAUCAAUACCAACAACCUUUCUUUUAUUUCACAAUCUGCACAAGAUUCAACUAAGGCACAACAUAGUAUUAUCAAAACCAAGUCAUCUGGUGAUAAAACUAAGGCGCUAAAUCGUCGUGUUAGGUUUUUUGGGAUUGAUUGUAAGCAAGAUUCUUGUUCAGUUUCAUUGGAGAGCAAGGAAAAUAGAGAGGAAGAUCAUGGGGAAAGGACUAGGAAUGUAUUAACAUGGCAGCCAACACUUACUGUGAUAAAUGAGAAGAAUGAGGAGCUUAUAUAAGGCCUUAAAGAUGUGAUUGGAGCUGCAUUGAAGCAAGAAAGACUCCUAGGAGCUGAGUAAGCGAGACGACGAGAAAAAGAAUCGACCAAAUGAAGGCCUGGACUAGCGCGGCCAUUAGCGCGACCGCGCUAGCCCAGAUGGUCGAGGCAGAAUGGUAAGGCUACUAGCGCGGCCAUUAACGCGGCCGCGCUAGCCCAGUUCCGGAAAAUAAUUCCUGGGGGUAAAUUUGGAAGUCUGGGGGGCAAAUUCACUUCACCUAUAGAAGGUCAAACUCGCCCAAGGAGUGUGCGGCAGCUUUUGAUAGCUGAUAGCAAGAAAAGGAAAGGCAAGAGGCAAGGAGGAGUAUUCUACAUCAAGUUCUUCUCUUCUUCCUUUUGUUUUUAUGAUUUGUAAUGAAUUUAAUUAUUGUGAUGAACAUCACUGUUAUGAGUAGCUAACUCUUUUAAUCUAAGGCUUUGGGUGAACCCGU